This is a messenger RNA of Fibroporia radiculosa, 2232 nucleotides long. RefSeq lists its product as uncharacterized. The transcript has 11 exons. The record is from RefSeq and is a predicted model, not a curated record. The coding region runs from base 1 to 2232 and encodes 743 amino acids. Gene Ontology annotation, biological process: amine metabolic process. Lineage: Eukaryota; Fungi; Basidiomycota; Agaricomycetes; Polyporales; Fibroporiaceae. Gene Ontology annotation, molecular function: primary methylamine oxidase activity; quinone binding; copper ion binding.
AUGUCCGACUCCAACAUCGCCCCCAGCACCGCAACGAGCGUUCAGCAGACGACUCGGGCAAAGUUACCCUCAGUUAAGCACCCGCUGGAUCCCUUGACUCCCGAUGAGAUCGUAGCCGUGUCUCUUGCUGUCCGUCGUCACACCGCGGCUAAAACACAGAUCAAGGCGAUCAGGUUCAUUACGAGCUAUCUCCUCCCGCCCCCCAAGCGUGCGGUGCUUGCCUUCCUUGGGAUCCCGCUCAACCCGGGAGAGCAGCCUGAGCCAGCCACUAAGAUCGUGCGCAAGGCCGAAGUUGAUUUCUUUGACGUCGUCACAGGAGAUGCAUACAAUGCUGUCGUCGCACUAACUGAUGGUCAAUGGGACGUCGAGGCGCUCGAGAAGUUGCCAGAGGGCGUGCAGCCACAGAUCUCCGUCGAGGAAUUGCUGCUGUGCGAAAAGAUCGUUCGAGAGGACAAGGAGGUGCAGAAGCUUGCCGCAGACGUCGGCGUACUUCCCGAGCAGCUGCACGCUGACGGCUGGGCGAUCGGACACGACGCUCGCUUCCCAAAGCAGAAACGCAUCCAACAGGCCCUCCUAUUUGCCCGGUUCUCCCAGCACGAUAACCUGUAUGCGCAUCCCAUGGAUUUCAUCCCUGUCGUGGAUUCGAUCGCGAUGAAGGUCAUCCAUAUCGAUUUCCCGCCGCGCUACCUGCCGCAGGCGUCGUCGGAAUCCUUGUUUGCAAAGCAUGGCGUUGACGCGGAGCUCUCCAUGCCGACGACUGUUCCGCCCCCGCUUGAGGAGAACCAGCUCGUCGCGGCGAAGCGUGAGCGCAUCCCUCCUCCGCGCGAGUCGUGGGACUUCCUGCCGGACCUCAUGGCCCAGAAGUCUGGGGAAACCUUCAAGGUUCGGGACGACAUCAAGCCGCUGCACGUCGUGCAGCCAGAGGGUGUCAGCUUCAAGAUUUCCGGAAACGAAUUGGAGUGGCAGAAGUGGAAAAUGCAUAUCGCGUUUCAUCACCGGGAGGGCAUUGCACUAUCGACAAUCACGUACAACGAUGACGGGAAUGUGCGGCCGAUCUUUUACCGGCUCUCGCUGUCCGAGAUGGUCGUCCCAUACGGUGCUCCUGAACACCCGCAUCCCAGGAAACAUGCAUUCGACGUGGGUGAAUAUGGCAUGGGGACGAUGGCCAACGAGCUCUCGCUUGGCUGCGACUGCCUUGGUCAGAUCCAUUAUCUCCCCGGCGCGUACGUCGCACAUGAUGGCACGGCCGUGGUUAUCAAGAACGUCAUUUGUAUCCACGAGGAGGACGCAGGUCUGCUAUGGAAACACACAGACUUUCGUGUAGGCGGUCGUGCGCACGCCGUGCGCAGUCGUCGACUGGUCGUCAGCAUGAUCUGCACGCUCGCGAACUACGAGUACAUCUGGAACUACUACUUUUACCAGGACGGCAACAUCGAGCUGGAGAUCCGGCUCACGGGUAUCGUCCAGGUGUAUGCAAAGGCGGACGACGAGCCGAGCAAGUUCGGGACGACGCUCGCGCCGGGGAUUAACGCGCAUUACCACCAACACCUGUUCUCGAUACGCGUGGACCCGAUGGUGGACGGGCUGCACAACACGGUCGUGGAGACGGACGUGGUUCCUCUCACGGACGCGCCGACGGGGUCGACGGCGAACUACGCAGGGAAUGCGUUCCACACCGAGGACCGGCUGAUCGCUGUGCAGAAGGACGGCGCACGCGAGAUCAGCCAUGAGAAGGAUCGUCGGUGGUCGAUCAUCAACCCCAAGAAGCGCCAUCCGUACUCGGGCAAGUUCGUCGGGUACUCCAUCGCGGGUCUCAACGGCGCUCACGCACGGCUUCUCACCCAACACGACGGCCCCGUCGGUGUCAGAGCGCCUUUUGCCACGAAGGCGCUCUGGGUCGUGAAGGAUGUCGAGACGCCUUUGGGCGGGAGGAUGUGGCCGUCGGGCAAGUACGUUCCCCAGACGAGGGAGACACCCAAGGAUUCCCUUCCUGUGUGGUGCCAGGGUGAGGACAAGCUGACGGAAGAGGAUCUUCUCCUCUACAUUACGACUGGGGUCACGCACAUCCCACGUCCGGAGGACUGGCCUGUGAUGCCGGUGGAGCACGUCCGCCUGCUUUUCCGGCCGACGAGCUUUUUCAAAAGCAACCCCAGCAUGGACGUCCCCGGGGCGAACGAUAAGCAGAGCGUUGCGGCAUUCGCGCAAGAUAGCUGCUGCGCGAAUGACGCCUGA